CUUCGAAAUCCCUCUUCAGGGCUGCAGCAAGAACACUUGUACCAAGGACACAGGUUAUAAUCAAUUCAAACUCUCAUUUUAUUAAAAGAAAAAUCAAAUCUCUAGAAUAUCGAUAAAAAAAUGGUCAACCCAAACCCGCUCAAUGCGCGUGCCAUCCACCUUCGCUCACUUCAUAAACCUGGAGACCCUCUGGUGCUUUGCAACGUCUAUGACGGUGCCACCACACGCAUUGUGCUCAAACACGGCGGCGCCAAAGCCCUUGCGACGAGUAGCUACGCUGUAGCUGCUGUGAGAGGCAAGCGGGACGAAGACCUUGACCCCGACAUGCUCAUUUCUGCGGCCCGUGAUAUCGUUAACGUAAUCAACGAACACGAAGCUUCACUAAAAUCCGGUGAUGGCAACGCUGGCAUGAUCCCGCUUACCAUUGACAUGCGUGACGGCUGGGGCGACCGGCUAGAAUAUGUGGUGAGAGGACUGAUCGAUGCGGGCGUUGUGGGGUGUAAUCUCGAAGAUGAAGAUGCCGAGACGGGCAAACUAAUGAGUUGCGACGAGGCAACUGCACGUGUUCGAAGGGUUGUGAAAGAGGCGGAAAGGCUUGGGGUUCCGGACUUUGCGAUUAAUGCAAGAACGGAUGUUCUAGGUCAUGGUGGGACUAUUGAUGAAGCGAUUUGCAGAGGGAAAGCUUAUCUCGACGCCGGAGCGACCUGUGUAUUUGUUUGGGGCGGUUUGGGAGGUAGAGGUGUGUCUGGACCUGAAAUUCUGAAGCUGGUCGAAGCGUUGGAUGGACGAUUGAAUGCCAGGUUAAAGACUGGACCGGGAUAUUUGACAAUUCCCGAAUUGACGAAGAUGGGCGUGGCCCGGAUUAGUUUGGGCAAAGAGUUGCAUGAUAUUGCGAUGAUGGCAUAUAAACAGACUGUCACUCAGUUAUUAGCAGGAUAGUUACAUGUCUACAUAUAAAAAGUCAGUAGGUUCAUCGGCGCAGGCGAAGUAGCAGCUCCGAACUAGUGAGUGUUUAUAUUUUGCAAUGAUGCCCUAGUUAAAAACAAA
Coccidioides immitis RS is the source of this 1047-nucleotide messenger RNA. Its product is annotated as carboxyvinyl-carboxyphosphonate phosphorylmutase. Lineage: Eukaryota; Fungi; Ascomycota; Eurotiomycetes; Onygenales; Onygenaceae. The record is from RefSeq and is a predicted model, not a curated record. The transcript has a single exon. The coding region runs from base 121 to 939 and encodes 272 amino acids. Gene Ontology annotation, molecular function: catalytic activity.